This is a messenger RNA of Aspergillus saccharolyticus JOP 1030-1, 928 nucleotides long. Its product is annotated as class I SAM-dependent methyltransferase. Gene Ontology annotation, biological process: sterol biosynthetic process. The coding region runs from base 122 to 928 and encodes 268 amino acids. Gene Ontology annotation, cellular component: endoplasmic reticulum. NCBI's taxonomy places the organism in Eukaryota, Fungi, Ascomycota, Eurotiomycetes, Eurotiales, Aspergillaceae. The record is from RefSeq and is a predicted model, not a curated record. The transcript has a single exon. Gene Ontology annotation, molecular function: sterol 24-C-methyltransferase activity.
GCAAAACAAAGCACUAUAAAACCUCCAUCAUCCACGUACCUCACGGUAUUCAAUCAAGCAUCUCAUCUUUCUUCUCCCUAUCUCAAUUCAGUGAUUAAUCGUUAGCUAUCCAACCAUCGCAAUGAGCGAGAAGGCGACCUACACCCACGGGCACCACGCGUCUGUCCUCCGCAGUCACGGCCAACGCACAGCCCUAAAUUCCGCACGGUUUCUGCUCCCCUACUUGAAGCCGCACAUGAAGAUCCUCGAUAUCGGCUGUGGUCCGGGCACCAUCACGAUUGACCUGGCUACCUACGUGCCCGAGGGUCACGUCACGGGUCUUGACAUGGUCGGCGACAUCCUGCCUGGCGCGCGCGAACGUGCCACUGCUCGCGAGAUCACCAACAUCGACUUUACGACCGGUGACGCCAACGCCCUUGCUUACGCGGACGAAACGUUUGAUGUCGUCUUCUGCCAUCAGGUGCUCCAACACGUCGGCGAUCCUGUAGCUGUGCUGUCGGAGAUGCGCCGUGUGUGCAAGGUCGGCGGGAUCGUUGCCGCUCGUGAAGCAGACUACGCGGUCUUCAUGUGGUACCCCGAGCUUCCUGGACUCAGACGCUGGCAGGAGGUGUAUGAUCAAGUCGCGAGAACGAAUGGGGGCGAGCCGAAUGCGGGCCGCUUUUUGCAUGUCUGGGCCAGGAAGGCCGGCUUCAAGGAGGUGGAAUGCAGCGUUAGCUCCUGGUGUUUUGCAAAACCGGAUGAGGUCAAGUGGUGGAGUGAGACGUGGCAGGAACGAGCAGUCAAGUCAGCUUUUGCCAAGGGGGCAACUGAGAAUGGGUUUGCCACGCCAGAGGAGCUGGAAGGAAUUGCUACGGUUUGGCGCGAAUGGGGUGAGGAUGUGGAUGCGUGGAUCUCUAUACCGAGCGCGGAGGUCGUAUGUCGGAGGUAG